AUGAUUUUCCGUAUAGUAUAUGCAAGUAGAUUAGCAAAAUGCUCCUUUGAACCGAUGGUACUUACCAAUAGACAAUUGGCAAUACAUGAAGUCUAUGCUUUUUAUCGAUUUAAUUUAAAACAGGAAGAGCAUCGCUCACUAGGACUGUCUUACAAACUAAUCAAUGGUGCAUAUACCACUUACAUAUUCGAUUCAAAUUUUACAAAAGAAGGUUUGGAAGAAAGAUUCUUGGAAAACUUGCUAAGCUCCGAAGCAAUGGUAAAUAACAUAGAUGUCAUGCGUACAUAUUCCAAAAUAAAUUAA
Molecule: messenger RNA, 303 nt
Organism: Phycomyces blakesleeanus NRRL 1555(-)
Lineage: Eukaryota; Fungi; Mucoromycota; Mucoromycetes; Mucorales; Phycomycetaceae
Exons: 4
Coding region: 1-303 (100 amino acids)
Source: RefSeq, a predicted model, not a curated record